CUAAAAAAACACACACGGACAUUCCACACAUCAGCCCUUUUUCUUGGUGCUUUGUCCCACCAACUUCACUUCACUUUCAUCUCAGCCAGCCAGCAACAUCUCUCCUCGCUUUCAAAUCAAAAACUCUAAAAACCAACUAAAACCCUUUACUUUACCGGAAUCCAGUCUUCAAAUCUAGGGCUUCCACUUCUAUUUCCAAUCCCAAAAGGCUUCUAUUGCUAUGUAACGCUUCAUUUCACCGGAGUAUAUAAUGGAUAAACAAUCUGUUCAUGGGUUUGAUUCCAAUGAAAGUGACCUGGAUUUGCAAGGUGAAGCCUAUGAAUGUGGAAGGAUAGAAGAUGAGCUUCAAAAUAACUUGGAUUUCUGUGUAGAUGAAGAUGACAAAACAUCUGUGCAAUGUAUUGAACUAGCUGUAAACGCUGAAGGUUUAGAACCAUGUGUGGGUAUGGAAUUCAACUCAAGAGAUGAGGCCAGAGAAUUUUACAUUUCCUAUGGCAGAUGCACUGGUUUUACUGUACGAAUACACCAUAACCGACGCUCUCGGGUUAACAAUCAGGUUAUUGGUCAAGAUUUUGUUUGUUCCAAAGAAGGAUUUCGGGCCAAAAAGUAUGUACAUAGGAAAGACAGAAUUCUUCCCCCACCACCAAUCACUCGGGAGGGCUGUGGAGCAAUGAUAAGGUUAGCCUUGAAAGGAGGAAAGUGGGUUGUCACCAAAUUUGUCAAGGAGCACACUCAUAAACUAAUGAGUCCCAGUAAAGUUCCAUGGCGAGGAUCUGGGAAGCAAUUAAUCAGUGAGGAUGAGAAGGAUAAAAGAAUCCGUGAACUAUCACUCGAGUUGUAUAAUGAGAGACAAAAAUGUAAACGACGGUGUGCUGUAUAUGAAGAACAGUUAAAUAUGAUUCUACAAGAUUUGGAAAAACACACAGAACAUGUCUCUAAAAAAGUUGAUGAUGUUGUCAAGAGCAUUAGAGAAAUUGAGGAGCAACAUUCAGAUGACACCAGCAGCGAAUGAAGUCAUUCAUGAUUUGACCUCUCAUUUCCUGUGUUUCUGAGGAUGGAUGAUUUUUAGGAGUCAAAUGCCAACUUAUCACAUAAGCAGUUUGUUUGGAUAAUCAUUAAGAUUGAUAACUUUAUGAUUGAUUAGGUCAAUUAUCUUUUUUCUUAGAAUAUCAAUGGCUGCUCUCUCAAUUUAGCUUGGUGUAACAUAUUGCCAUUGUUUUUUUUUUUUCUCAUUAAGUUUAUGCAAUUGUUGUUUGAAUAUCAGAUUCAAAAUUUUAGUUUCUUUGAUAAAUGUCAGGGACAUUGUGUAUUUUCCUUUUGGAGGUUAAUUGCUGGCUUAGCAAUAAGAUUGGAGAAUUUUUUUGCCAUGAUA
Messenger RNA from Populus euphratica (Euphrates poplar), 1372 nucleotides. Its product is annotated as protein FAR1-RELATED SEQUENCE 5-like. The record is from RefSeq and is a predicted model, not a curated record. Bases 251 to 1012 code for a protein of 253 amino acids. The transcript is spliced from 3 exons. Lineage: Eukaryota; Viridiplantae; Streptophyta; Magnoliopsida; Malpighiales; Salicaceae.